This is a messenger RNA of Aspergillus mulundensis, 987 nucleotides long. RefSeq lists its product as uncharacterized. Lineage: Eukaryota; Fungi; Ascomycota; Eurotiomycetes; Eurotiales; Aspergillaceae. The transcript is spliced from 3 exons. The coding region runs from base 1 to 987 and encodes 328 amino acids. The record is from RefSeq and is a predicted model, not a curated record.
AUGAUCUCCGCACUUGCCUGCUACCUGGUCUGCACCCUGCUGCUUGUCCUCCAAAGCAGUGCCGGUCGUUUGCACUCAAGGCAAUCACCCACCGAGUGCCCCACGAAGAGGACAUAUAUUGCGGUUUCUGGAGACACCUGUGCAAAGAUCGCUACAGCCCAUAGCGUGCCUCGUGGCUCGUUAAUCGCCAUUAAUAAAGUUCGCCCGGACUGUGCCGACCUCAGGGUCGGCCAGGUGCUAUGUUUACCGGAACCAUGCGCACUCUACCCCGUCGAGAUUGGGAUGACUUGUCAAGACAUCGUGGAGCAGAACCUCCUCACCUACGAACAGCUCCUCGAAUGGAACUCGUACCUCGAUUCGGGAUGCACAAACCUUUUGGCCGGAGAUGAGGUCUGCGUAUCCCCACCAGCACCCCUACCGUCUCCAACAACCUCGCCUGCCCCGUCGACGCUGCAGAAGAGAGUCUACGCUACUUCGAUCGUAGAUCCACCAGGUCCCGUCCCCCGCGGCACGACGAAGAACUGCGGACAAUACUACGAGGUCAAAUCGGGCGACUACUGCGACUCCAUCGCGGACCGAUACAGCAUCGACUAUCAGCUUUUCAGGGACAUCAACCCGGCUAUCGACGCGCAAUGCACAAACCUUAUUCCAGGACUCUACUACUGCGUCUCGCCCACCGAGAAUUGGAACCAGACAGCUACUUCCACCACGGCGACUUCAGCGUAUGCCACUGCACCGGCUCCCACAACUAGCGGAACGACUGCCAACUGCUACGAGUGGUACGUUGUUCAAUCCGGAGAUACCUGCAACCGCAUUGCUAUGAGCUACAGCAUUACCAUCGACGAUAUCAGGCGUUGGAACCCGAGCGUUAGAGCAGACUGCUCUAACUUGAGAUCCGGCCGCGCCUACUGUGUCCACGGUGACCCUGCCAGUCCCACAACGCCCAUGUCUACUCCAGCACAGGCUACUGCGACCCCAGCUAUGUGA